Molecule: messenger RNA, 715 nt
Organism: Colletes gigas
Lineage: Eukaryota; Metazoa; Arthropoda; Insecta; Hymenoptera; Colletidae
Product: coiled-coil domain-containing protein 103
Exons: 3
Coding region: 1-708 (235 amino acids)
Biological process (GO): inner dynein arm assembly; determination of left/right symmetry; epithelial cilium movement involved in extracellular fluid movement
Cellular component (GO): outer dynein arm
Source: RefSeq, a predicted model, not a curated record
AUGGAAAUGAGUAAAUUAAGAUCGCCGAUCGAUUAUAAAAAUUUGGAGUUAGAACUUGUAGAGGCCCUUAAAGCUGACGAGUUGUACAGAUUACAAAAUGACGCGAAAAUCAGAGCGGUGGAGCAGAAUGUUCCUACGUACGAAGACUUUAGACAAAUGGUAAAUGCCGCGCACCUAAAGCCUUUGCAACGUACGGACGUUCGAUCCAAAGUAAAAGGAUUUUGGAAUCCUCUCGUUAAUAAGAAUAACUCGAAUACGAAAAGAACACUCGUCGAGUUUAAAGACGAACGGUUCGACGAGAACAAAAGUAGCAACGUCUUGCCCAACACUUACGAAGAAUUUAUUCGAGUUUGGAAAACGAUCAACGGAUACGAAGCCAAAUUUAAUUAUCUUAGAAACUUGAGAGAAAUUUUACGGGGGAAAAUUUUUCGUACAGAAAUUCCUUCUGUGUUAUUCAUCGAGCUAAUAAACGUAUGCCUGGAUCGAACUGUUGCGCUUGCGGACGACAUCGAGCCCGUCGUUGACAUUCUAACUGUUUUCAGCGAGUGCAACAGAUUUUGCUUGACGGUGUGUUUUAUGGGAGAAAACGAAAGAGCGACGAGCACACGACUGUUCCACGAUUUGCUUGCCAGAGCGGAAUGUCGGGACGAACGUCUCAAGAACGCGAUAAAGUCGUUGGGAUUAACUUACGGAAUCGUACUCGAAUAGCGAUAUU